Osmerus eperlanus (European smelt) is the source of this 2204-nucleotide messenger RNA. RefSeq names its product protein FAM163B (gene fam163b). The coding region runs from base 604 to 1113 and encodes 169 amino acids. The transcript is spliced from 4 exons. The record is from RefSeq and is a predicted model, not a curated record. NCBI's taxonomy places the organism in Eukaryota, Metazoa, Chordata, Actinopteri, Osmeriformes, Osmeridae.
CACGCGGCAGUUUUGACGCAUGACUAAAUUUCUUCAGUUCAGCUCUGGGAAUUGUUGCGCGUGUGGAGGUCCACUGUCCCUUUUAGUUGAAUUACAGUGGCAAGUAGUUCGUUGGGGGAAACAAUAAAAACGAUAUACGGUAAAAGUUCUAUAACAUUUUGGGAGAACGGUUAAUUUUGUAUUUGGAUUUUUUUUAAACACGGCGGCCAAGCUUGAGAUAAGGAAGGGGAAAGGGAAAUGUUGUCCGACGUUUUGGAUUUGAUUGUUUGAAUCUAUUAAUUAAUUUAACAACUGUUGCAAGCAAGGGAAUUGCACGGGAAGGACCAAUCCUGGGAGAUGUAGUGUGAAUGAACACCUUGGCCGUCUACCAACUCAUCGCGGUGGUCGUCCUUGGUCAUUUGAUUACACAGCUGUUGUUUUGACUUUUUUCGAAAUGCUGCGGGAUCUAAGAUCAUCGUGGAGAAUCUAGGCGCGGCUGGCUUUGAGCAUCACGUGUCUGUUUCUCGGAUGCCCAGAACCGGGGCUGCGCGAGCCGGAGGUGCCGGAGACGCGACAUGGGACGAUUCAAAUACUGAUAGAGAGUGUUGAUGGAGAGGCCUUCGAAUGUCAGCCGGGACAGUGGUUACCGCAGGUGGACUUCUAGCGGCAGUGAUCUUACUGACGAUUGUAGCAGUACUGUGUUACUGUCGGUUACAGUAUUAUUGCUGUAAGAGGGAGGAGGAAGCGAAGGAGGAGGAGGAGGAACCGGAGAACACCACCGUGUCCUCCUACGGGCGCUGUCCGACUCCCGAGCGCCUGGCGGAGCCCGACAUGACGUCCAUAUUCCCCACGGAGGUCGACGUCAACGGGCCGGCCGUCUACACCCCGCCCCUGACCCGUAAGCCCCCCCGGUCCCACUCCUUCUGCCCCUCCUGCACACGCUACUCCCUGCCCUUCUACCUCCAGCACCCGGAGAGGCUCCGCAACGGAGGCGGCCGGAUCAGCUACAGGACUGUGCAGCAGCAGGAGCUGGACCUCCCUAUGGACCUGGCCAGCCUCCACCACAAGCUCAACCUCAUCCGCUCUUACACCAUGCGGGAGGUGGUCACCCACAGCGUCAGCACCGACGUGUAGCGCAGCCGGCGCCCCCCGCUGGCCCGGUGGACCAAACCGACGUGAGGGUUUUCAAACACGUACAGGAAUUGCCUUGUCUAGGUAUAUUACGGGGGGGGGGGGGGGGGGGUUAUAUAUUUUUUCCACUCCACCAUUCGGAUGGAUUCGCUCACUUGCUCACACAGUGUGGAGAGUUUUGGUCUCACGUGAGGAAAUGUUGUGCUGUUGUAUCAUUCACUGCUCCCGCAUACACCUUUUUAUCUCUCACUAUGUGUUUGUAGCACUUUACAUGUUAAUGUGGAUUUUGCUCAUUUGUCUGUCAGGACCAAUGCUUCUUUCUGCCAUGAAUACUAUAUGGGCAUUCACUUCAUGUUAUUUCAGAUGAAGGCAAGGACAUGUUGUCUGUUUGUUUGAGCACACAAGCUGUGGCCUGUGUUUUAAUGAAUCCUUUUAGGAAAAUAAUUUGAAAAGGGCUUAUUUUUGGCAUAAAACAUGAAGGGGAUCGAAGUGAAUGUUACGGUAGAAUUUCGAGGAAACAUCUGCUCAGAGAAAUACAUGUCUGCACCCAAUGAUAUGUUAUGUGGUCUCGAUAAGAAUUGUAAUUCAAAGAAUUACACAAUUAUUCUGUAUUUCAUUCAUAAGCUGCUAAAUGCGUCAAAUAUUAUUUUAGUCGUUAUUAACAGAAAUAUGUGGGAAAUUAAAUAUUAUUUCCUGUUACUGUUUCAGUUUGUGUGAGAGGAACAUGUAAAAGCUAAUUACCUAACUUCAAGACUCCAAUUUCUGUGUCGUUAUAGUGUCAUGUAAUGAAUUAAGUAGAAUUUAUUUAUCUGAAUUUAAAUUCCCACAUACAUAGGCUAACUAGGUCAGACACAUUUAUUCAAAAUACAAUUUUUUACGUUUCAUCACGUUUGUUUUAAUGGUGUCCAUUUGUCUGGUAUUUUAAUGGUGAUAAUGAGAGGAAACAAUGCUUCAGAAGCCAGCAGAUGGCAUCAUCACAUCCUGUUCCAGUCAUCAGCUGUCAUGAAAGCCAUUCAAAUGGCUGGUCCAAAUGUGGAAACAAGCCUUUCGAAUUGUUUAAUUGCAGUGUUACCCAACAAUAAACUGAUUUAAAA